AUGCGACCACAUUCAGCUCUUCGUCAGGCCAGGACGCUACUGAACCAAGAAGCCUCCUCCAUCGUCUCAAUCCCAGUCUUCCUCUGCCCAACCCUGCUCAGGACCCCGAUAGCCACCAGGCGUCACCAUACAGAGCCGACUCGGCCAUCCAGACCCUUGUCGACAUUCGCACGAACACUGCAGCAGCGAGCCACUCUUUCCACCCCAGACGUAGUCGAGAGUCAUCCACGCCCUACUGCCCCAAGACUGCUCCCUCGAGCUUGUCCAGGAUGUGGCGCACCAGCACAGACUACUAAGCAGAGCGAGGCUGGAUUUUACAACACAGAGAGAAGGUCCCUGCGGGAAUAUGUCAACCGACCUGUGGAAAGGGCAGCAGACGCUUCAGAGGAAGAGGACGUGUAUAAAAAGGCACUCGCCAACAUCAGUCCAGAGCUGUUGGGUGAGCUGAGGAUAGCGAAAGACGGUGAUGGCAACAACAUCUCGCACGAAGAUCAAUCUCUCCCGAUUCCAGUCUGUGAUCGCUGUCACAACCUUCUCCACCAUCACGUGGGGACGGCAAUCCACCACCCCUCCGUCGAAGCCAUUCAACAGACUAUCGCCGAGUCCCCCCACCGACGCAACCAUAUCUACCAUGUCGUUGAUGCUGCCGACUUUCCCCUCUCCAUCGUCCACAACCUCCAAUCCUCGCUUCGCAUUCCCAAGCUGCGAACCCAGAACAGACGAGCAAAACACAAAGGCUGGGUGGCCAACGACCGCAUAGCAGAAGUCAGCUUCAUCAUCACGCGUGCCGAUCUUCUCGCCCCCAAGAAAGAGCAAGUCGACGCCCUUAUGCCCUACGUCCGCGAAGUGCUCCGUGAUGCACUCGGUAGACAGAACCAAAACGCCCGCCUAGGCAAUGUCAGACUUGUGAGUGCGAAAAGGGGCUGGUGGACCAAGCAAGUCAAAGAAGACAUUUGGGAGCGUGGUGGCGCAGGCUGGAUGGUGGGCAAAGUCAAUGUCGGGAAAUCCAACCUCUUCGAAGCUGUUUUCCCAAAGGGACGAGGCGCCGACUAUCAGAAUAUACCCAAGAUUCGUACUGCUGCGGAGCGCGAAGCCAUGCUCGCGGCUACCAAUUCCCUAGAAGAACUGUCAAAAGUGCAACAACAACUCGCCGAGGAAGAUGCAGAGAUGGAGCGUCUCAAGAACAAGCCUGUGGAACAUGUGCACCAAACCCCUGCCGAAGAUGAACAGCGUGAUGAAGAGGAAGAAGACUGGGAAGAUCCGGAUUCCCUCCUUCCCCCACCCCAACCCUACACGCCUUACCCGAUCUUCCCCAUUGCCUCCUCCCUCCCCGGCACAACUGCAUCGCCCAUCCGCAUCCCCUUCGGACGCAACCGCGGCGAGCUCAUCGACCUGCCCGGCCUCGCCCGCACAAACCCCGGUCUCGAGACAUUUGUCGACCCCACCUCGCACUCCUCCCUUGUGAUGACCUCGCGCAUUAACUCAGACCGCUACACCCUCAAGCCCGGACAGAGCCUCAUUCUCGGAGGCGGCCUAAUCCGCAUCACGCCCACAACCCCAGACCUCGUCUUCCUCGUCCACCCUUUCGUCCCCCUCCACCCCCACAUCACCCGCACCGACAAAGCAAUCGCCUACCAAACCCAAACCUCAGACCGCCAUCUCGAGUCCCUCCUCGCCCCCUCCGUCGGCCCCAAGAUGCGUAGCGCAGGCAUUUUCCCCCUUCGCUGGGACGCCACCAAGAAACUCGCCGGCCCCCUGACCUCCAGCGUCGCCGGCAAAAUGAAACCCGAGAACCUCCCGUUUUGCAUUUGGAGCACAGAUAUCCUCAUCGAGGGCGUUGGCUGGGUCGAGGUUAGCGCCCAGAUGCGCCGCCCCCAUGGCUGGAAACCAGCAGGUAUGCACAAGAAGGAUCCGAACCACGCGCAGAUUGAACGGCAGCGAGAGUUGCGCGCCUUGGAAACGUACAAGGAGCGCAAGUUUGCGGCCCUCAGGCGGGCGGAGGAGCAGGGCAGGGAUCCCGAAGAGGUUUUGGCAGAGGAGUUCAAGGAGGAGGAUGAGGAUGCCGAGGAGGGUGCCGGUGGGCUUGGGCUUGGGCUUCAUGAUGACGACGAGUUGGUUCCUGCGGUCGAGGUGUUUAGUCCGUUGGGCAAGUAUGUGGGGCAGAGGAGGCCCAUGUGUGCGAGCUUGGUCAGUGGACCGAAACAGAUUGCGGCGAGGGAUCGCAAGAUGCGGCCGAGGAGGAGCAUGGUUAGUGUAAAGAACCAAAGGGCGCCAAAAGAACGAUGA
Plenodomus lingam JN3 is the source of this 2286-nucleotide messenger RNA. RefSeq lists its product as uncharacterized. Gene Ontology annotation, cellular component: mitochondrion. The record is from RefSeq and is a predicted model, not a curated record. Lineage: Eukaryota; Fungi; Ascomycota; Dothideomycetes; Pleosporales; Leptosphaeriaceae.